AUGGCGCUUCAAACGUUUCUUGGGUUUGGAAACUUGCCGGCAGAAGUACGAACAAUUAUCUGGCAAAAAGUUGCCGCAAUUAGAGGACCACGACGAAUCACAGUUGUCAUUCGCGCUACGAAUCCAACAUAUGUCCCAUACGUAGCAGCACGAGAAACGGGUUCCAAGGCCUUUCGUACGCUCGGAGGACCAUAUGCCUAUGUGAGCUGGACUUGGACUUGUUAUGCAGCCGGAGGUGGGUAUGGACCUUCUGGGUUUGUCGGAAUGCUCGGUGCAUCUCGUGAAUCACGAGGAGAGUACCAGCGCCUCAAUCCUCAGUCUCUACGAAUAGAGAAUGGGCCUGUCAUUCAUUUCAAUGCAGCGAGAGAUACCAUCGUCAUGGACGCAAGAUCCCUCUUCUCGCUCCAUAUGUAUACAAUUGUGCCCGAUCACCUCCUCCUUACGCCAACAUGGCCGAGGAACCUCCGAGGAUUCGACACAAUCCAAAAUCUCCAGACAAGUCUCCGACAUAACGAUAUUGCAGCUUUCACUCCUGGAAGUGCGUUCUUCGCCAAUGGUAUUCUGCUGGCUGGGGUACGUCAUCCCAUUACAGUAUGGCGCCCGAAUCCAAAAGUUUUGAUGAAGUUUGUAAAUGACUGCCGACCUCAAGGAGUCUGGCAUAGAUUCAAUGACUACUGGCAUUCCAUGUAUACAUCUCCGCGUGCUCCGAGACAAAACAUAGUUAUUGACCAAUAUUUUGGCGAAUCUGUGCCCGGGAGCGGAGGUCCAGAUCUGCUAGCCGAGGUCAACAAAUUCUUUGUAGAGCAAUAG
Cadophora gregata is the source of this 810-nucleotide messenger RNA. RefSeq lists its product as uncharacterized. NCBI's taxonomy places the organism in Eukaryota, Fungi, Ascomycota, Leotiomycetes, Helotiales, Ploettnerulaceae. The transcript has 2 exons. The coding region runs from base 1 to 810 and encodes 269 amino acids. The record is from RefSeq and is a predicted model, not a curated record.